Molecule: messenger RNA, 762 nt
Organism: Colletotrichum orchidophilum
Lineage: Eukaryota; Fungi; Ascomycota; Sordariomycetes; Glomerellales; Glomerellaceae
Exons: 1
Coding region: 1-762 (253 amino acids)
Source: RefSeq, a predicted model, not a curated record
AUGAUCCAAGAUCAACUCCUUCUCAGCAACUGGCCCGAGGGCACUCUGCCCUUGUGGGCGCUGGACAAAACCUCUGGGCUAGACUGCCUCACUGUCAUCAUCAGGCUCAUCAACUCGCACCUUACAUUGGAAGAAAGAUCAGCCACGCAUCCCGUACGACAAUUGGAGGAACAUAAUCAGCUGUUGCGUCAUGCCUGGUUAGAUUUCUGCCCUGGCGAAAAGGAGAAGCAUGUGAGAGCCAAAGUCAGUGUUUUCGAGGCUUUGUCGUUACGCAAUGGCCCAUCAUUCAAAGAACUGGUCUCCUCAGAAUCCUUGAAUUCGACAAUCUGGGCUAGAUGGGAUCACAACUUCAACUUUUUCCCCAUUGCCUCUGAGUUGGUUUCGGGAAGCCAUCGGACAGCAAGGAGCGCCUAUUUUAGCAUCACAAGAUCGAACACUUCAGCCUCUCUAGAUCUUGGAGCUUUGAUAGAUCAAGAUGUCGACAAAGGAACGCCAACUGAUAGUCUAUGCUACAAUAACCCUGACUUUCUCCGUCUAUAUUAUACCCCUGCAGACGGUGAUGAGGCUGGACUCGAGGAGCUGCAGACUAUGAGCAUCAGGGACAGACGUUCCAUCACCCAACAUUUCGGUGAUCCAGUCAGCCACGGCCGUGUCAGAUACGUGCUUCGAGCAGCAGUCCGUCUUGUACGAAAUACAGGGGCCUCUUGUGAUUGCAUCCAAGUUUUUUCUAAUUCCGGAGAGAACUCGUACCCUGGAUCCUGA